Molecule: messenger RNA, 882 nt
Organism: Dreissena polymorpha
Lineage: Eukaryota; Metazoa; Mollusca; Bivalvia; Myida; Dreissenidae
Product: heat shock 70 kDa protein 12A-like
Exons: 1
Coding region: 1-882 (293 amino acids)
Source: RefSeq, a predicted model, not a curated record
AUGUACGAUUACUUUGAUAUGAUUCGCGAAUUUGAGGUAAAGAAGAGGAAAUUCGAGUUUGAUUCUCAGACCGACAUCACAUUUCACAUCCCAGUGGUACUCAAGGAAAUUUCAGAGGAGCAGUGUCAUCAGUCUUUAACCGACCGAUUGGUAUCUUUGAAAUACAGUGAAAAGGUUUUCCUAAGUGGAAGAGAUAAGCUUUGUAUCAACUCGUCAAUCAUGCAAAGUUGGUUCAAAGAUCCGGUUUCCAAGAUGAUGAAUCACAUCAGCAGUGUUCUUAAAGAAGAACGGAUGAAAGAUGUUGGUCUAAUAGUCAAAGUUGGAGGGUUUGCGGAGAGUCCAUAUGUCCAACAGAUGAUUCGGAAAGAACUUCCUGGAAAACAUUUGCUAAUUCCUGGGGAGGCGGGUCUGGCUGUACUGAAAGGAGCCGUUAUGUUCGGACACAAGCCCGACAUUAUUUCAUCCAGGGUUAUAGAUUACACGUAUGGUAGACCGGUAGUGGAACCGUAUGACGAGAAUAAACAUCCUGCUGAUAAGAAAAUAAACAAUAAUGGAUAUUGGGAGGUCGACCACGCUUUCCUCAUAUUUGUGAGAGCCAAUGAAGAUGUGCCAGUUGAUAGCAAGGUGACACAUGUAACCAAUCCUAACUCCAUACAUAGCCGUAUUGGCAUAUACAGGACGAAAGACAGGGACCCGGUAUUCACAACAGAUCCUGGAUGUGAGCAACUUGGUGAAAUUGAAAUUAACCGAGACGAAACAAUUCCACUGGAGGAACAGAAAAAUAAGACAACGUUCAUGUUCGGUGACACCGAAUUGCAUGUGAUGUGUGAGAACGUAAAGACUGGCAAAGUGGAGACACUAACAAUUGAUUUGAGUCAAUAA